Pelagomonas calceolata is the source of this 2885-nucleotide messenger RNA. The record is from the annotation of a GenBank genome assembly. NCBI's taxonomy places the organism in Eukaryota, Pelagophyceae, Pelagomonadales, Pelagomonadaceae.
CAUUCUCGGAGCUCCGACGUUACGCACAUUGGCGCCAAAAAGGAGCAGACGCCACGCAAAAGAACUGCCCGAGGUAGCGCCCCCCCGACCCCGCCGCCCCCGCCCCGCCGCGCUGCGCCGCCGCGCGCGGGCCCGCGCGACGCCGCGCCGCGCAGGCACGAGACCAGAAGCCAAAACAGAACAAGGGCUGCCCCGACGCCGCCAUGGCGGACAAACUGAAGCCCGGGCGGGGCAUCGAGCUGCCCUUCGUCGAGUUCGGCGAGGGCAAGCCCUGGCACGUGAAAUUUAACCCCUUCGUCACGGGCCUCUCCAUCGUGGCCAUCUGGCGCCGCGCCGCGUCCCUUUUUUCGCUGCCCCCGGCCCGCGCGCCGCCGCCGCCGCCGCGCUGCCGCCCCUCACGCCCGGACCCCCGCGCAGGACCUUCAUCAUCUACACGCUCGUGUCGCCGGCGGAGGCGAGCAAGGAGUGGGCGAUGUGGAACGACUGGGUCGGCGACGAGUGGACGUGGUUCUACAUGGGCUCGCAGAACGUCUGGCUCGGCGUCAUCUUCUACCUCAUGCUCACCAAGUACGGCAACCUCAAGUUCGGCGGCGACGACACCGAGCCCGAGUUCUCGAAGCUCCAGUGGUUCGGCAUGAUGUACACGUGCGGCGUCGCCGUCGGCCUCUUCUACUGGGGCGUCGCCGAGCCGAUGUACCACUACGGCGGCGAGCGAGUCGCGACGAUCAGCACGGGCCGUCGCCUGGGCACGCUGUCUGGCGCCGCCCCGAACGACGACUGGACGCUCCGCUCGGGCCACAUGAACGACGGCGACCGCGCCAACUACGCGCUCAUGCAGUCCUACUUCCACUGGGGUAUCCAUGGCUGGAUCCCCUACGUCCUGAUCGGCGCGCUCAUGGGGCUCCUGUCGUACCGCCGCGGGCUCCCGAUGACGAUGCGCACGUGCUUCUACCCGCUCUGGGGCAAGCAGAUCGAGGGCUGGCGCGGCGACGUCGUCGACGUCCUCUCGAUCAUGUGCACCCUCUUCGGCGUCUGCACGUCGCUCGGCCUCGGCGUGCGCCAGCUCAACCGGGGCCUCAUCCGCCUGGACCGCGGCACGUUCAUGGGCGUUGACUACUACGGCAGCGAGUACACCUCGGACGCGGACGACCGCAUGCGCAAGACGGCGUGCGGCAACUCGGUCCCGUGCCGCAGAGGCAAGACCGAACUCGACUUCAACGUGAAGACGCAGUGCUGGAUCGUCGUUUUCGUCACGCUGCUCGCCACGUGCUCCGUGGCCGUGGGUCUCAAGCGCGGCAUCGCCGUGCUCUCGUACGUCGCGUUCGGCAUGGGCAUGAUCCUGGUCACGGCGGUGCUCUUCAUGGACGACACGAUGUACAUCCUCGACGCGACGACGACGUCCUUGGGCUACUACCUCUGGUACCUCCCCAAGAUCGCCUGGGAGUGCGACGCGUGGGCGCGGCUCAACUCGGACCACUCGUGGACGGGAAGCGCGGUGCGCGGAUCCUUAGGCAAGGACGGAAUUGCAGGCACGCCCGACGGGCUGGGCGCGGGCUCGGAGUGGCUCUCCGGCUGGACCGUCUUCUACUGGGGCUGGUGGAUCUCCUGGGGCCCCUUCGUCGGCACAUUCCUCGCCAAGAUCUCCAAGGGCCGCACGCUCCGCGAGUUCAUCAUCUACGCGAUGAUCGUGCCGACGCUCUACUGCAUCUUCUGGUUUGGCACCUUCGGCGGCGCGGCCAUCGGCAUGCAGAUGAGGGCGGACCACAUGGGCGCGUCAGAUGAGGGUUGGACCUACAUGGGCAAGGACGCGACGCACCCGCUGGACACGAGAAUGAAGAACGCAAAGCCGGAGCACAACAAGGGCUACGUGGUCGACUUCGGCGGCUCCAGCAGCGUGGAGGACCAGUUCUUCGACCUGAUCAGCUCCUACGGCGGCAAGGGCCUCGCCUACGGCCUCACGUGCUGGGCCUGGCUCUGCCUCCUGUUCUACUUCAUCACGUCGUCGGACUCGGGCUCGCUCGUCAUCGACAUGAUCAGCGCCAACGGCGAGCAGGAGCCGCCGCUCCCGCAGCGCAUCUUCUGGGCCUUCACCGAGGGCUCCGCGGCCAUCGCGCUGCUCGCGGGCUCGCAGGGCGAUCCGUCCCGCGCGCUGGGCGGCGUCCAGGCCGUGAGCGUCGUGUGCGGCCUCCCGUUCACGGUCGUCCUCAUGUACAUGUCGCACGCGCUCUACCUAUGUUGCCUCGAGGAGGCCGGCGACCUCGACGAGAACCGCCCGGGCUGGCGCACGGUCUGCCUGGGCUUGCCGAAGGCGGACGAGGUAGGCGAAUGGAUUCAGUCCAUAGUGAUUGCUGCGGUCGCGCCGUUUAUCCCCAUCUGGAAGGUGCUGUCGCAAGUCGAGAGCUCGACGAGCGGCGCGGACCCGAUCAUGUCCAAGGAGAAGAUGGUCGUCCUGUACACGGCCCUCUCGGCGAUCUUCAUCUACUUCGGCUCGAUCCUCCUGAUCUUCUCGCAGUGGGAGGCCAACCUCCGCAUGCUCGCCGCGACGCUCUACCUCGCGUUCGCCACCGUCGUCUCGUACACGCGCUACAUGACGCGCACGGGCCUCGGCAUCCAGUUCGGCGACGCGCUGACCGACGUGUGCCUUUCGGUGCUCUUCUACCCGCUCGUGCUCGCGCAGUGCGAGCGGGAGUGCGCGCUCGGCACGAUCGGCGGCGCGCCCCCCCAGCAGAAGAUCAAGGUCUCCGAGGCGUGAGCGCGCGCGCGAGCGCGUCGGAGACGUCCUCCGCGCCUCUGAGCGGCCGUCGGCCGGCUCAGCGCGCCAACUUCCCCCGCGACGCGCGCGCCCAGCGCUGCGUCCCACCCCCUGCCUAAGUCCCCUUGCCAGA